UUAAGUGGAGUAAUUAUUGCUCAUAAAAAUUAAUGCAAUAAUUUUCAAAAACAUUUGGCUAUAUAAACAUGCAUGCUACAUUGAGAUCAAGAUCAUUAUUUAUAAAACUCACAAAAGGCAAACAUCAAGUAGGCUAGAGAAAUGUCAUUGAGACGACUUUGUGAGAUGCAGUUUCUGUUUUCGCUUCCACCAAAACAAUUCUGGGAUAGUUUUUUCUACCAUAUGACUCUGAUAUCUACUAAGAUCCCUGCAGUCGAGUGGCAACGACACCACAUGACCAUUGAGUCAGUGGAUCACGAAACGAAAAGCAUGAGGCAACGGUUUACCUUCCCUGAAUUCUUUGAAGGCUAUAGGCUGAUUACAUCAACUACAAAAGUUAACGAUUCGCACACUGGCUUGAAUAGCAUCGUCGAUAUCAGCGUGGAGUACGAUAAGACUGGCCCUGAGAUCAAAGACCUUGACGAAGUCCAAUUCCUUGUGAGCUAUAUCAAUGAGUUGGUUGCUCGUACUGGUGGUCAGCUCCUAAUACGUUUUAAGUAAUGGUCCCGUGGGACGUAAAAUCGAUCCAAACUAUAAAUUAUAAGGGUUCGUCUUGUUUAUAGAAUAAAGGUAUCUCUAAGAAGAUAAAAUAGAUGGAACCUCGCCCCCAAAAUAUAUAGCUACAUAUAUUUUGUAAUGCAUGUAUCUACGGUCAUGUCCCAGGAGUUGUUGCACUAUCCAAUUUAA
Arabidopsis lyrata subsp. lyrata is the source of this 726-nucleotide messenger RNA. RefSeq lists its product as uncharacterized. Lineage: Eukaryota; Viridiplantae; Streptophyta; Magnoliopsida; Brassicales; Brassicaceae. The transcript has 2 exons. The coding region runs from base 142 to 540 and encodes 132 amino acids. The record is from RefSeq and is a predicted model, not a curated record.